AUGAUCUUGUGGGUUUUAUAUCCUCUUACAUUUUGCGUGACAACCCUGAAUACCAAAGAGAGCGAAGUCGACGAGGACGAGAGCGAAGAAGAUUUCCAGAAAAGGGUAGAAGAAGCAGUUCAGAAUAUGAAACUCUAG
Messenger RNA from Penicillium digitatum Pd1, 138 nucleotides. The record is from RefSeq and is a predicted model, not a curated record. NCBI's taxonomy places the organism in Eukaryota, Fungi, Ascomycota, Eurotiomycetes, Eurotiales, Aspergillaceae.